AUGUUGAGGGCCAGGAGCACAUCUGCCGCCGCGGGGGGGCUGUCGGUAAUUCAGCAGCACGACGUUGGAAACCUGAGCCAAACCGGCUGGCUCAACAAGCCAUUCAGCAGCCAGGGGAUCAAAUUGCUUCUCGCCCCAGCAAGGCCCGCAAGCACUACCACACCUGCAGCAGCAGCCAGUCGCCAGUCUACCCACGCAGACGUCGUGGGGCCAUAUAUCGAUAAGCCUCCCGCCCUAGGCAACGAUGGUCAAACUGCCGCAGGAAUCAAAGGGGAGGGGAAAGCGACCCUAUUGACGGAGCAGCAAGGGCACGAGGAAGCUGAAAGAUCGAGCCCAAAAGCCGUGCUCUUGGAGUUCGCGACUCUCCUCCUCGAGAUCUGGCACCACCGGCCCCUGGAGAUGUGGUUGGCCAAGGUUGGAAUGGCGGGUGUUGACGCCUCUCGGCUAGAGAGCCGGCACAUGGCCGCGAUCCGCUGGCUCGAAAUGACGUCGGAGUGACUGUCGCCGCACCACCUCACCGUCGUGGAGCAGUGCCUGGCCAUCUGCUCCGGCAGUCUGCGUGCUUGGGAGGAGGACGAGUUUCAGAGACAAUUUUGUGAGAAGACUAUUCGGCCGCUCCAAGAGAGCUGCAAAGCAUGGCUGCCGUCGGCUUGUUAUUGAUCAGUGGUGAACAACGAUCGCGUCUUGUUGGGAGGAAACCCCGCAUACUUGGGCACGAGCGAGGAAGGGAUCUGUCUGAGGGAGGUGGAGCGGGCCAUGUUUAUGUAUACUAGUUGCCCAGUCAUAAG
Gaeumannomyces tritici R3-111a-1 is the source of this 788-nucleotide messenger RNA. RefSeq lists its product as hypothetical. The record is from RefSeq and is a predicted model, not a curated record. The transcript is spliced from 2 exons. NCBI's taxonomy places the organism in Eukaryota, Fungi, Ascomycota, Sordariomycetes, Magnaporthales, Magnaporthaceae. The coding region runs from base 1 to 498 and encodes 165 amino acids.